UGUAUACUACAAUCCGCCAAUAACCCACGGGAGGCACGAUCCGCUAAUCACCAACGAGGGUACAUUCAAAGAACAUUGUUUUUGUCGUGCUAACAGGUUGAAUUUUUAAUAUCUGACAAGAACGUGUCAUUUAUGUGAUUGGCCAAAAGUCGUCGUUUUGUAUUACUCUUUCGUUCGUGAAUCUUUGACGUCGACUGCUUACGUUGCUGUCUUCUAAAUACAAAUACAUUAUGGUACAAAGUUUUCAUAGCAAAAAUUUUCGUACAGGUGAUGAAGGAUCCCAAUAUAAAUAUUUGUCAUUUGCCUCUUAACACGAAGCUACCUGAAAUAAUUAAGUCAAGAACGUCAGUCAGUACUUCUGUUUUGCACCCAGUUUUUUUCCCACCAUGGCAGCUCUGUUUCAAAAUUCAGAGUCUCUGCAGGGUAAACCUGCCGAAAUCCAGACUGCUUUGGAAGUAGAAAACCUUAAUCCAAUGCCAGAGACGAAGACAGGAGGAAGUAACAGGUUUAUGGGGGAUGGUGUUUUCUUGACAUGGGAGGAUUUGUGGGUCACAGUUCCAGGUGGAAAAAGUGGGAGCAGAUCAAUCCUCCAGGGCCUGACGGGCUAUGCUCGUCCUGGAGAGCUCUUGGCGAUAAUGGGUCCUUCCGGUUGUGGCAAGUCGACACUUCUUGAUACCUUAGCAGGGAGAUUGGCUCCGAACGCAAGGCAAGCAGGAGAUAUUCUUAUCAAUGGACGUAAACAAGCCUUGGCUUAUGGAACAUCGGCGUAUGUAACCCAAGACGAUGCCUUGAUUGCUACGUUGACUGUAAGAGAAGCUGUCUAUUACUCAGCUCAGCUCCAAUUGCCAGACACAAUAUCCAAGUCAGAGAAGAAGGAGAGAGCAGAAAUGACAAUCAGAGAAAUGGGAUUGGAAGACGCUAUGAAUACUCAGAUAGGUGGGUGGGGAGUUAAAGGAUUGAGUGGUGGUCAAAAGAGGAGAGUUAGCAUUUGCAUUGAAAUCCUGACACACCCAAAACUUCUCUUCCUGGAUGAACCUACUAGUGGGCUUGACAGUGCAGCUUCAUAUUAUGUGAUGAGCAGAAUUGCUAGCCUGAAUAGGAAAGAUGGAAUUGGAAGAACAAUUAUUGCAUCCAUCCAUCAACCUAGCAGUGAAGUGUUUCAACUCUUUCACAAUCUUUACCUCCUAUCUGUGGGCAAAACAGUGUAUUUUGGUCCUGUUUCAGCAGCAAAUGAAUUUUUUGCUUUAAAUGGAUUCCCCUGCCCAAGUCUCCAGAACCCGUCUGAUCACUUCCUCAAAACCAUAAACAAGGAUUUUGACAAGGAUAUUGAGCUAGGUUUUGCAAAUGGAAUUCCCACAGAGGAAGUAAUUAAUAUUCUGGUAAAGUCAUACAAGUCUUCUGAUGUAUACCAAGAGGUUCAGAAAGAGAUAGCUCAGAUUUGUAAACAGGAUGGUGGAGCAUUGGAGAGGAAUGAAAGCCAUGCUAGCUUCUUCACCCAGUGCCAUGUCCUUACUAGAAGAUCUUUCAUUAACAUGUAUCGCGAUCUAGGCUACUAUUGGUUGCGUCUUGUUAUCUAUAUUGCUUUAUCCGGAGCCCUUGCCACUGUGUUUAGCCACCUUGGGACGAGCUAUGGAUCAAUUCAGGCAAGAGGUUCUCUCAUUAUGUUUGUGGCAUCAUUUCUGACUUUCAUGGCCAUUGGUGGAUUCCCUUCUUUUGUAGAGGAAAUGAAGGUAUUUGAACGCGAAAGACUAAAUGGGCACUAUGGUGUAACUGCCUUUGUCUUGGGUAACACAUUUUCUGGUCUGCCAUUUUUGGCACUAGUUGCAAUAAUUCCAGGAGCAAUUGCUUAUUUUCUUCCUGGACUUCACAAAGGAUAUGAACACUUCUUGUUCUUUGUAAUCACAUUAUUUGCUUGCAUGAUGUUGGUUGAAAGCCUCAUGAUGAUUGUUGCAAGUUUGGUACCCAAUUUUCUAAUGGGUAUCAUAGUGGGUGCUGGAAUACAAGGUAUGAUGAUUUUGGUUGGAGGAUUCUUCCGAUUACCGGCAGACCUUCCCAAGCCAAUCUUGAAGUAUCCCCUAUACCACAUUGCUUUCCACAAGUAUGCUUUCCAGGGAUUGUUUAAGAAUGAGUUUGAAGGCUUGACAUUUCCUAACAUUCAAGCUGGAGGGCCACCAACUAUUGCAGGGGAAGAACUUCUAAAGCAAACAUGGUAUGUAGAAAUGGCAUACUCUAAGUGGGUUGAUCUUAUCAUCUUGUUGGCAAUGGUUGUUUUCUAUCGGUUUUUGUUCCUGACCAUCAUCAAGACAACCGAGAAGGUAAAACCUGUGAUUGCAAAAUUCAAGUCAGUGAAUCGCAAGGAAAGAGUGCAGAUCAUGGCAAAUCCAUCCGCUACACCUCCUAACGGGUAGAACAUGCAGUGCCCUAAUCAGUAUGUCUAAUUAUGACUGUAAAAUAGAAGUUCCUGUUCAAGGGGCUUAGAGUAUUUUCUAUCACUAGCUCCUCUAAUGACUGUAACUUGUAAGCACUCCCUCCGUCACAAAUUCUUUGUGUGGGCAAAAAAAUGGGAUGGAGGAGUAGAUGAUUUCAUGCAGGUAGAUCUGGAAGUAAAAUAUUGCAGCUAGCAAGAAUAAAUUAUCUAAACCAUAAAGCAAGACCAGACUUUAUGGCAAAUAUUAAUGACCAAUCUCAUAUUAUUAAAAUUUUUUUGGUCCACCGUAUUUAGGGGAAAGGGGAUGGCUUAGAUCGAACCCAUGCCUUGAUAUGCUUUGUUAUAAUGAAAAAUUUGAUAGUCUUAAUAAUGUUUGUCUUGAGAUGCUUGGUCGA
This is a messenger RNA of Durio zibethinus, 2823 nucleotides long. Its product is annotated as ABC transporter G family member 1-like. NCBI's taxonomy places the organism in Eukaryota, Viridiplantae, Streptophyta, Magnoliopsida, Malvales, Malvaceae. The record is from RefSeq and is a predicted model, not a curated record. Gene Ontology annotation, molecular function: ATP hydrolysis activity; ATP binding; ABC-type transporter activity. Gene Ontology annotation, cellular component: membrane.